CCUGCAUUCACUAUAUCAGGUCUCCCCGGACCCUGCAUUCACUAUAUCUGGUCUCCCCGGACCCUGCAUUCACUAUAUUUGGUCUCCCCGGACCCUGCAUUCACUAUAUCUGGUCUCCCCGGACCCUGCAUUCACUAUAUCUGGUCUACCCGGACCCCGCAUUCACUAUAUCUGGUCUCCCCGGACCCUGCAUUCGCUAUAUCUGGUCUCCCCGGACCCUGCAUUCGCUAUAUCUGGUCUCUCCGGACCCUGCAUCUGCUAUAUCUGGUCUCUCUGGACCCUGCAUUCACUAUAUUUGGUCUCCCCAGACCCUGCAUUCACUAUAUCUGGUCUCCCCAGACCCUGCAUUCACUAUAUCUGGUCUCCCAGGACCCUGCAUUCACUAUAUCUGGUCUCCCAGGACCCUGCAUUCACUAUAUCUGGUCUCCCAGGACCCUGCAUUCACUAUAUUUGGUCUCCCCAGACCCUGCAUUCACUAUAUCUGGUCUCCCCAGACCCUGCAUUCACUAUAUCUGGUCUCCCACAGUACACAGAACAUGGAAAGGCAAUUAUUUUAGUAAAUAUAAACUGUUAAAUCCCAUUUCUCAUCAGCAGUUAGAGCAGUCUCUUGUG
Messenger RNA from Staurois parvus, 612 nucleotides. The record is from the annotation of a GenBank genome assembly. NCBI's taxonomy places the organism in Eukaryota, Metazoa, Chordata, Amphibia, Anura, Ranidae.